Molecule: messenger RNA, 969 nt
Organism: Aspergillus puulaauensis
Lineage: Eukaryota; Fungi; Ascomycota; Eurotiomycetes; Eurotiales; Aspergillaceae
Product: dihydrodipicolinate synthase family protein
Exons: 1
Coding region: 1-969 (322 amino acids)
Molecular function (GO): 4-hydroxy-tetrahydrodipicolinate synthase activity
Source: RefSeq, a predicted model, not a curated record
AUGUCCUCCCUUCCUCACGUCCCCCCAGCUGGCGUCUGGGUCCCCGCCGUCACAGCCUUCGACCACAAGACCGACACUCUCGACGUCGAAGCCCACAAGAAAUACUGCGCGUACCUGUCCCGCUGCCUCACGGGUCUCGUCAUUCUCGGCACAAACGCAGAGGCAUUUCUCCUCACGCGCGAUGAGCGCGCCCUUGCCAUCCGCGCCGCCCGCGAGGCCGUCGGCCCCAAGUACCCUAUCAUGGCCGGUGUCGGCGCACACUCCACAAAGCAAGUCCUCGAGCUCGCCAAUGACGCCGCUGAGGCUGGCGCAAACUACCUCCUUGUCCUUCCCCCAGCUUACUUCGGGAAGGCGACCACAGCCGCGGUAGUCAAGCGUUUCUUCGCAGACAUCGCAAACAAGUCGCCCCUGCCGGUGGUCGUGUAUAACUUCCCCGGCGUAACAAACGGAGUCGAUAUCGACUCGGAGACAAUCACUGAUAUCGUACGGGCGUCCGCGGCUGCGUCUCCAACGGGCAAGAGUAACAUUGUUGGCGUGAAGCUCACCUGUGCGCAAGUCGCAAAGAUCACCCGCUUAACGGCCACUUUCAGCCCAGAGGAGUUUGCUGUAUUCGGCGGACAGUCGGACUUCAUUAUCGGUGGUUUGGCCUCUGGCUCCGCUGGGUGCAUUGCUGCGUUCGCGAAUGUCGUCCCCAAGACUAUAAUGCAGAUCUACCGACUAUACAAGGCAGGGAAGGUGGACGAGGCGCUGGCACUGCACCGGAAGGCUGCGUUGGCUGAGUCCCCGUGCAAGAGCGGGAUUGCAUCUACCAAGUACGCUGCUGCGAUUGUUUCGGCUUCUAGGGCUGGAAUCGCAGAUGCAGAGGAUAAGUUUAGGCCGAGAACUCCAUACGAGCCGGCGGGUGACGCGGCCAAGGCAAAUGUGCAGAAGGUCAUGGCGGAAAUCAUAGCUAUUGAGGAUAGCCUAUGA